This is a messenger RNA of Babesia bigemina, 288 nucleotides long. RefSeq lists its product as hypothetical. Bases 1 to 288 code for a protein of 95 amino acids. The record is from RefSeq and is a predicted model, not a curated record. The transcript has a single exon. Lineage: Eukaryota; Apicomplexa; Aconoidasida; Piroplasmida; Babesiidae.
AUGCUGACCUGCUUCACGAGGGCGUGGAACCGCGUAAAGGGGCUCAAGGUGCCAACGGGCGGCCCCGCGGGGCUGGUGUACACGUGCGGCGUGCUGAACAUGAUCAUUUUCGGCUCAGGGCUCAUCAUCCUCGGAAUCACGAACAACUGCCUGGAGGAUGUGCUCAUCGGCGUCGCGCAGCUGCUCCUUCCGAUCGUCGGCUGGCUGUGGUCGUUGGUCUGGGGUGUGCUCAUAAUCAUCGGCAAGUACCGUAAGGGUCCCGGCGAUUUGACCAACGAGCCCUGCUGA